CUCCGGUACAGUUCCACACACCUGUUCUGCUCAGAGACAGACAGAUGAUUUACCUCAGCUUCUCCAUCUAAAAUGGCUUUAUCUGGAUUACCUGCUAAAACCGGGCUGCUGCUGGGACUGUGUGUGCUGUGGCUGUGUUGUGCUUCCACUGCGGGAGAGGCCAGCUGCAAACUGAAGGCCAAGUUCAACCUGAAUGGAUACAAGAAUGUGGAGAAGAAGAAGGUGGUUAUAGGGGGGAUGUUUGCUGUGCACAACCGGCUGAUUUCCUCUGAUAGCAACACUUCGUCUGUGCCUGUGUCAUCUGGCUGUGAGUGGUUUAAUUUCCGAACCUUCCGCUGGACGCAGACGAUGCUCUUUGCCAUCAAUGAAAUAAACGAGCGGAACGACCUGCUGCCCAACACAGAUCUGGGCUACGUCAUCUACGACUCCUGCUUCACCAUUUCCAAGGCAGUAGAGGGCACUCUGACCUACCUGACUGGGCAGGACGAGGCCGUACCCAACUACCGCUGUGGGAACGGGGCUCCACUGGCGGCUCUGGUCGGGGCCGGCGGGUGUGACCUGUCCAUCGCUACGGCUCGAAUCCUCGGACUCUACUAUUUCCCACAGGUGAGCUACUCGUCCUCGUGCUCAGUGCUGGAGAGCCGGUUCCAGUACCCCACCUUCCUGCGCACCAUUCCCAGUGAUGAGCACCAGUCAGUAGCCAUGGCUCAGCUGGUGCUGCGCUUCGGCUGGACUUGGGUAGGCACCAUCGCAUCAGACGACGACUACGGCAAGUACGGCAUCAAGCGCUUCAAGGAGGUGGUGGAAGAAGCGGGCGUGUGCAUCUCUUUCUCCGAAGUUCUGCCCAAGUUCACCUCGCCCGAGAGCAUCCAGCGGAUUGUGCGCACCGUCACCGAGUCCACGGCCAAGAUAGUGGUGGUCUUCUCCUCCGACGUAGACCUGAGCCCCCUGAUAGGGGAGCUGGUCCGCAACAACGUCACCAACCGUACCUGGAUCGCCAGCGAGUCUUGGGUCACCUCGGCCCUUGUUGCCAGCCAGCCUGACAUCCACUCGGUCUUGGGCGGCACCCUUGGAUUUGCCAUCCAGCGAGCGGAAAUCCCGGGCCUGCAGGAGCACCUGCUCAAGAUUGACCCCUACCAGGAUGCACUGACUGAGGAGUUCUGGGAGACGGCCUUCAACUGCACGCUCAGUUACAGUAAAGCCCUGAGAAACACCCGGUCUCUGAGGGCAUCAAGAGAGGCUGGGAACGGGACAGGAUCCCAAGCAUCUGUCAGAGGAACACCGGACGGCUUGUGCUCCGGCAAGGAGAAGCUGCAGUCGCUGAGCAGCACAUACUCAGACGUGUCCCAGCUGAGGCUGACCUAUAACGUAUAUAAGGCCGUGUAUGCUGUGGCGUAUGCUCUGCAUAACCUGGAGUAUUGCAUGCCCGGAAAAGGACCUUUCCAGGGUGGUUCUUGUGCUAACAUCUCUAAUUUUGAGCCGUGGCAACUGAUGUACUACUUGAAGAACCUGCGCUUUAAUGUUCCUCACACCGGAGAGGAGAUAUUCUUUAACGAUGGUGAAGUGACGGGAUUUUACGAGAUUCUGAAUUGGCAGAGGAAUUCUGACGGCAGCGUGAAGUAUUCCCAUAUCGGAUUCUACAACAGCACAGCACCUGCUGGAGAAAAGCUGACCAUCGACAACACCUCCAUCAUCUGGAAUAACGAUGUGCUGCAGACUCCACGCUCUGUGUGCAGUGAGAGAUGCCAGCCCGGGACCAGGAUGGGUAUCAGGCAGGGGGAGCCCGUCUGCUGCUUCGACUGUAUCCCCUGUGCAGACGGAGAGAUUUCCAACACUACAGAUGCCAGAGGUUGCAUUCAGUGUGAAGAAGACUACUGGUCCAAUGCCAACCGAGACGCCUGUGUCGCAAAAACCAUCGAGUUCCUGGACUUUGGAGAGGCUCUGGGCAUCACUCUGAUUGCCAUUGCUGUUUUCGGGGCACUUUUGACCGUAGUAGUGGUUGUUGUCUUCCUGAUGUACCUGAACACGCCAUUGGUGCAGGUCAAUGACCCGCUGCUCAGCUUCACCCUGCUGCUGGGGCUGGUGAUCACCUUCCUGUGCUCCAUUGUGUUCCUGGGAGAGCCAAGGCCCUGGUCCUGCAUGACCAGCCAGGUGGCGCUAGCGGUCGGUUUCGCCAUCGUCCUCUCGUCCCUCAUGGGUAAAUCCGCUCUGCUGAUGCUCAGGGCAAGGGCUGUGAAGGCCGCCAAAGCUGCAGCCAAGGCGGCCAAAGAAGCGGCGGCUGCGUCUGAGCAGAGCCCGGACACAACUGUCAUCGCACCAGCGCCCCCACCCAAAAACGACAUCGACCCUAUCAAACCCAGCCAGCAGAGGAUAAUGAUGAUCAUCUGCACGCUAAUCCAAGCUGUAGCUUGCACCGUUUGGUUGAUCCUGCUCCCGCCACAUCCAGUGAAGAACACAGCGGCCCAGAACAUCAAGAUCAUCCUGGAGUGUGACCCGGGCAACAUCAUCUUCAUCUGCAGUGUGUUCGGCUACGACGUCCUGCUGGCGCUCAUAGCAUUCAUGUUUGCCUUUGUGGCACGCAAGCUGGAGGACCACUUCAGUGAGGGCAAGUGCGUGACCUUCGGCAUGCUGGUGUUCUUCAUCGUCUGGAUCUCCUUCGUGCCUGCUUACCUGAGCACUCGAGGCAAGUUCAUGGUGGCGGUGCAGAUCUUCGCCAUCUUGGCCUCCAGCUUCGGCCUCCUGAUGUGCAUCUUCCUCCCCAAGUGCUAUGUGUUGCUGGUCAAACCCGAGAGGAACAAGGAGGAGAUGAUGAUAACCAGGCCCAAACUCCGCGACUCCAAGACCACCGGUGCAUCUGCUUCAUCUGCUUCACUCUCCACAGAAGCCAACGGUAAUGGCACCACCAUCUCCACAGUAUCAGUGGACGACUGACAGUGACUCUAACCUCCUUCUAUCAUCAUAUUCGCACAGAAAAGAUAGAAGAAACUGUAUUUCUGCCUCUAAUAUAACCUGGGACCUCAUUUAGUCAGCAUGGUAGGCUAUUAAACACAUCGACUAGGAUGUAAAAGAACACGACAAGAAAGCGUGUUUAAAAUGACUAGGUUGCUUCUCAGGGAUGAUCAAAUGAGUAAUGCACUUCCUUGAUGUCUGUAAAUCAGUCUAACACUGUGGUGACCAACCCUACUUCUGGAGAUCUACGUUCCUGCAGAAUUCAACUCAAGCCCAAAUCUUACAUGCCUAAUUUAAAGGAACAAUCAGUGAUAAAUGUGAGCGAAAGCCCCAAUCACUACUCUCCAGAUGCGAAGCUUACAAUCUGGGUUGCCAGAUUGACACAGUGGCAAGCUACGAUAAGUCUUACUCUGUAGCUGAUCAGUGAAUAUAUACGUUUGCAAUGUGUCUACUGUGUGUAAAUUACCUUGCUAUGGUCAGCAACCUUACUGAAGAUCAGUGAUUACCUGUUUAGCAGAACAGGCUCCAGCACACUGCUGUCUGCUGUGCUGUUGUCUAUACCUGGCAGCCCAGUUGUUGGAAAUGGGAAUGGGGGUCCGCACCAAUGUUUUUGUGUCUUUGUUAGAUUGUGUGCAUUUGGUCAACCUAUACUUCUAUUAAUUGGUUGGAAGAAUGUUAGUAGAAAGUUGGUUUGCCAGGUGUUGUGAUGAAUCCGACUCAUCUUCACGUAUACUCAGGUACACUUUAGGAUGUUUUAUGGCAUUGGGCUCUGCCAGCUUGCAAAAGGAUAUGACUAUACAUUAUUAGAAGCGCUGAGUGGUCUAUCACUAUGAUCACAGCUUCACCAUCAGCAGCCAGAAUCUGAGAGAGCACUAAUGGCCCUUUUUUACCACUCUAGAGAUCACUUUACUGAUGCUUUUUCAACCAUACCCAAGCCCACCAAUGCAUGUAGAAUUAUCUGGUGAUCUAGCUCAGAUGUUUUCAGUCAAGGUUGAGAGUUAACUCACCAAGAAGGUAGAUCUUCAGGAGCAGUGACUUGUGGCUACCAACAAUCAAACAAAAGCCCCAUGUAUUUGUACAACUGCACAGAUAAACUAUUGGCUCAUGUCCAAAUUCCUACCUUUGCAUUUCUUCUACAAAAGCAGAACUUUAGUUUUUCUAUCGUACACUCAUUAACAAAAACAUAACGCACAAAGAUGUUCAUUGUUGGCAUGGAAUGAAUCGUUAUAUGUGUCAAUGUAAUAAUGAUUUAUGUAAGUCAUUACACUAUUAAUAUUAGAGCGAAAGGAUGCAUUUAUUUGGAAAUCAUGCAUAUCCAGUAUGGCAUCCUGUGGCACAUUUGCCCACAGAUGUUGCAGCUGGGCCUGUAGAUUCUGCACACUCCCAACUGUACCAAUAAAUUAUUGAUUGGCAAUGAAUCUGGUGACCAAGCAUCCAAGAAAGUGAUGCAAUCUGGCAAAGACAUUCCUGGGAAACCUUUGCGAUGUGUGGGUGAGCAUUAUCCUGCUGAAAGCUGGGGGGACCUACUAGGGGGGACCUACUGUCGAAUAUGAUGACUCCCUAGAUAAUCACACCAGCAGUUGGGGCAGUGUGUCACUCCACAGCAAAGGCAAGUUUGAAGUGCUUAUAAAUGAUUAUGAAGAUUCCAUACUCAAACCCAACCACUGUUGGGUCCAAAACAUAACCUGAAUUUAUGGCUAAAGACAAUAAGGUUCUAGGCCAUAUCAGUCCAGGGUUUUUUUUUCAUGAAACCACCGCUGGUUCAAUGACACACCCUAUUUUAAAGUCUGUAAAAUAGGCAAACUAUCUUUGAGUGCAUCAAGGAAGCAUGUCUAGCAGUCAGUGAUCUCUCACCAAGAGGUACACUACCCAAAUGCAGCCUCUGAGAGCUUCUUUUAUAGGGCAGUGAGUGGUAGAAAACCCUUUUGUGGCAAGACUUAGUGUCUAAUCACAUAAUAUUUGUAAUCAUUUGGGCUCUGAGUAGUCCAGCGGACUAAGGUGCUACCACUAUGAUCAGGAGAUCGCUGGUUCGAAUCCCAUUUAUGCAGCUUGCCAUCAACUGCCAGACCCCUGAGAGAGCCCAAUUGAUCUUGCUCUCUCUGGGUGGGUAGAUGGUGCUCUCCCUCCCUACAUCACUCCAAAGGGUGAUGUUGAUCAGCACAAGGCAUCUGUGAGCUGAUGUAUCAGAACCAAUUCGCUGCGCUUUCCUCCGAGAGGGCUGUGAUGCUACUCGGCAAUGCUGCAUCAACAGCAGUUUGAAAAGAGGCGGUGGCUGAUUUCACAUGUAUCGGAGGAGGCAUGUGCUAGUCUUCACCAGGGGGAGUCCAUAUGAGUGGGUUGGCUAAUUGUUCUUGUACAUUGGGGAGAAAAUGGGAUAAAAAUAAAUAAAUAAAUACAUAAAUUGUAAUAAUUUACAUAUCUGAAAUCUGGCGUGCGUUAUUAUUUACUUUUUGUUAAUGAGUGUAUUUAUUGGAUUAUAUUUUUAUGAAACAAAUGUAAAUGACAUGAUGAUUCUCAUUUGAAUGUAUGAUACUUAUUUUCCAUUUUUACAAGCAUGUUCAGAUAUAUAAAUAUUUAGAGCUGCAAUAUAUUAUACAUUGUUUUGUAUACAUUAUUUGCUACUGGCUUUCAUUACAGACAAAAAAUAAAGUCAUGAUAAUA
This is a messenger RNA of Astyanax mexicanus (Mexican tetra), 5610 nucleotides long. RefSeq names its product vomeronasal type-2 receptor 1. Gene Ontology annotation, biological process: G protein-coupled receptor signaling pathway. Bases 73 to 2931 code for a protein of 952 amino acids. The record is from RefSeq and is a predicted model, not a curated record. Gene Ontology annotation, cellular component: membrane. Lineage: Eukaryota; Metazoa; Chordata; Actinopteri; Characiformes; Acestrorhamphidae. The transcript is spliced from 6 exons. Gene Ontology annotation, molecular function: G protein-coupled receptor activity; olfactory receptor activity.